GACUUAAACUUGACAGCUCAUUCGAAAUUUUUUGGUUAUUCACAAUUGCAAAAUGAAAUGGAAAUUAAGACAUUCGUAACGAUAUUCGAGUGCAGUGAAUGAUUAGCGAAUUAUUUCGAGGUUAUGUGAAUGAUAGUCAAGUAGUGAUAGCCAGAUGCUGAGAGAUUUUGCUAUUUAAUAGUCUGAUUAGAAGUAGACGAAAAGGUCAAGAUGGGUAUCAUUAUUACAAAGUUUAAGAAAAAGAAGAGUACUGAGGAGAUGUUGGAAAAAUUGGAGGAUGAGAUAAAAUGCAUUGAAACGUAUGGAAAAGAUACAGAACAGUCUCAAAGAAAGAUUGUCGGAGGAUUCCUUUUCACAUCAAUUAUUGUCUACCUUGGAACGGCCUUAUUAUUUUACUUUUAUUUUUUCCCAGCGACGAUUUAUGAUCGAAUAUUGUACAUUGUCCCUUUAUUAUUGGCUCCAAUUAUGAUUGUGUUCUUAAAAAUGGGACUUUCUUUCUAUUACAAUCGUCGAAUUACUAAAAAUCAGAAUAAAUUAAGAAAACUUAAUGCUGAGAAAAAGAAAAUACUUGAAAAAGUCAUGGAAACAGAAACUUAUAAAGUUGCCAAAAAGAUUUUAGAAAAGUAUGCGCCUGAACAAGUUCGAAAAAAUCCUACAGUGCCUUCUUUGGAAAUAACUAGGACACCUUUACAAUCUAAUGCUUUAACACCAACAUCUUCCACAGCUGUAGGUUUGAGACAACGUGUAAUUGCACCGAACCCUCAACUACCAAAACCCGCUUCAAUGGCAGCCAUUUAUCAAACUCCACGAAUUAACACCAUAACACACACCUCCAUGAUUCAACAAAAUCCUGAUGGUACCACUUCACAAGCAUUGGUGCCUGUUGGGGCUGCUGGUUAUCCAAUAUCGCCGUUACCAAGAUCAAUACUGCCUAGAGAACGGUCUGUUUUUGAUAAAGUGGUUGAGUACUUAGUUGGCGAUGGACCCUCAAAUCGCUAUGCCUUAAUAUGCAAACAAUGUUCUAGUCAUAAUGGAAUGGCUUUAAAAGAAGAAUUUGAAUAUCUUUCAUUCAAAUGUUGUUACUGUUUUACAUUUAACCCGGCGAGAAAGCAACGUCCAGCAGCUCCAAAAUUAGAAAGUGAAUUACUGCCUCCUUAUUCACUAAAUGCUUUACCUGCACCCGUUGAUACUGAUACUUCCGAGUCGGAAAAGAAUUCUGCUUCGGGUUCUGAAGAUGAACAGGAGAAGAGUAUAAAAGAUGAAGACGAUUCUGGACGUGCCGUUGAGGAUGAAGAAAUUACAGAAAUUAGUGAACCGAUUGAAACGGAGGGUGAUGAGUCGGAAUGGAAAACAGAAACGGAGUCGGUGGUUGCGGAAUCAUGAUGUAAGGUGCUGAUGAUGCCUACAAAAGAAAUAAUAAUGAUAAAAUUUUCGUAAUGAUAUAUUAAUUUUUUUGUGUCCUCUUUUACUUGAUAGUACCCCAAAUUGUAUUUAUUAAAGUGGUUAACUAACAAGAAAAAAAUCUAAGUCUGUCAAUUUUUUAAGAUUGUUACUCUUCAUUGAGUGUAUUAAAUUUAGAAUUGUUACUAAAGAAUCACUUUUUCAUUUUCUUUUUAAGUCUAUAUUUACUAUAUAGAAUCUGUAUAGUUUGUAAUAGAUGUUUCUAAUUUUUUUAAAAUUAAUGUUUUUUUAAAUUACUCUUUAAAAAAAUGUUUUAAAGAUGUAAUGUAAUUGGAGUGUGUUCAAAGAAAAAGUGAUAUUGUCUAUAAUUAUUGUACUGCUCUCUUCCCAUCUUCCAUUGAAAUGAAAACGAAAUUAAUAGUGAAGUAAAUGAGAAAAAAGAAAACGUUUUGGUAACGGAUUGUGAUAAUGACAAAAGCUUAAACUGUUUGUUUUUCUACUAUACUUAUAUUAAUUGUUAAUUUAUUCGGAAGUAGGUGCCUUUUUUUCAUAUAUCAAUUAAUAAAGUGCUUAUACGUUA
Messenger RNA from Onthophagus taurus, 1981 nucleotides. Its product is annotated as zinc-ribbon metal-binding protein lunapark. The record is from RefSeq and is a predicted model, not a curated record. Gene Ontology annotation, biological process: endoplasmic reticulum tubular network organization. Gene Ontology annotation, cellular component: endoplasmic reticulum tubular network. NCBI's taxonomy places the organism in Eukaryota, Metazoa, Arthropoda, Insecta, Coleoptera, Scarabaeidae.